AUGGCAGCACCCGCCCUCGGCCCGCGGAUCUUGUUUGCUGCCAAUGUCGAGCGUGGGCAGUACGGAGUCUUCUUGGCCACGGCAGACGCUCUUUUGCGCUCCAACGCCGGGGUGGAACUGCAUUUUGCCUCGUUUCCGUCUCUGGAAAAGGAAGUGCGCGCAAUCUCGGACGAGGCUAUCCUCGCCACCAAUGGGGCAGCCAAGCCCAUAACAUUCCACCCUCUGCGAGGUCAGACACACGCAGAAGCCGUCCUGGCCAGAAACACGGAGAAAUAUGGCCAAGGUAGUUCGGUGCCUCCUCUGGCCUUUUCACAGCCUCUCAACGCUUCGACCACCAUGACGACGACACGCGAUUUGUGCACCUAUCUGCUUGGAUGGGACGGGCCCGGAUUCAUGCAUGUGUAUGACUCUUUCAGCGACAUCAUCAAAGCGGUCACGCCGCAUCUCAUCGUCGUAGACGUACUGCUUUCGCCUGGAAUCUCUGCUGCCUGGAAUUCUGGGAUACAAUUCUCCUAUCUCAGCCCAAACUCCAUCAAAGACUUUGCAGCCACUUACCAACCACUCGCCAUGUUGUGGAAAUGGCCAGCCCUCAUGAGUGGAUAUAGCUACCCAGUUCCUUGGUAUCAAAAGCCGUUAAACAUGUUUCACUACCUACACAUGGUCUAUCAAAUUCUUAGAGAGCCCGGCUUGGCAAAAACGAAACGCCAUGUGGAAGAGAAGACGGGUAAACCCAUGAGAUCUUUGAUCAACACGGGAAACAGCCUGCCAGACAAUGCCAGAAUUUUCGUCGGCAGUCUGCCCGAGCUGGAUUUCCCCCUCAAGAGCCAUCCGCGGAUCGUGCCAUGCGGCCCCAUUAUCAGCGAGGCAUCGCCAAUUUCAGAGUCGGAUCCCAAACUCGCCAGCUGGCUCACCAACGGGCCUACCAUUUACGUCAACUUGGGCUCUCUGUUCAAGCUCAAAGAAGAUCGCGCCGUGGAGCUCGCAAAGGGCCUGAAUAUGGCAAUUGAUCAGUUGGAGCGCAAGACUCCGGAUGGCCCGUACAUGCAGGUCCUGUGGAAACUCAAAAAAGACGGACAUUAUGAUGCGACAGGUCCAAAGUCCAGGAUUCGGGCUGCUUUUGACGACAAGAUGGACAGCGACCGUGUUCGCAUUGUCGACUGGCUCGACUCUCCUCCCCUUGCAGUCUUGCAAGGCGGCAACAUUGCCUGCUCCGUUCAUCACGGAGGUGCCAGUUCGUACAACGAAGCGAUUUUGGCCGGUGUACCGCAUGUGGUCCUUCCGUUUUGGACAGACUGCUAUGAGUAUGCAAAUAGAGUCGAGUUUCUGGGCAUCGGCCGCAGGGGCGCUCGGAAGCAUCAGCCAGUCUUUGAAGCUACAGAACUCUCAGAAGUUUUGGUAGAGGUAAUCAAUGGGAAGCAAUCCCAGACUAUGAAACAGAGAUCACUAGAGCUCGCGCACUUGUGCAAGCAGAAUGGAAGUGGUCCCGAGAUUGCGGCGCAGGGCAUCGUGAAGCUUGCCACGGAGGGAGCUGCGGAGGCGGCCAAGGGAACGCCGCAAUGA
Molecule: messenger RNA, 1560 nt
Organism: Beauveria bassiana ARSEF 2860
Lineage: Eukaryota; Fungi; Ascomycota; Sordariomycetes; Hypocreales; Cordycipitaceae
Product: UDP-glucoronosyl and UDP-glucosyl transferase family protein
Exons: 3
Coding region: 1-1560 (519 amino acids)
Molecular function (GO): UDP-glycosyltransferase activity
Source: RefSeq, a predicted model, not a curated record